Bathycoccus prasinos is the source of this 741-nucleotide messenger RNA. RefSeq lists its product with no specific name. Lineage: Eukaryota; Viridiplantae; Chlorophyta; Mamiellophyceae; Mamiellales; Bathycoccaceae. The transcript has 2 exons. The record is from RefSeq and is a predicted model, not a curated record. The coding region runs from base 1 to 741 and encodes 246 amino acids.
AUGAGGACAUCUUUGUCUCGUAUCUCCGGUAAUGCUCUCGCAGUUCGAGACCGAUUGAAGAGCGCGAAGAUACCAUCACCAACACCAUCAAAACAAGGCGCAUUUCUUUGUUGUUGCUGUUGUUACGCCUUUACGACUUUCGCACUGAAUAAAGGUGUUGGUUUUUCGUCAAAUUCUUCCACGACGACCCAUACGAGCGGGGAAAAACAGUUGAAAGCGUUGUGGGCGGGAGCGUACGAAGCUUGGAUCGAUGUGCCGGAAUCGAGAAAAAAAGUUUUGUACAUGAAACCAACUUUGAAUACUGAUACUAAUACUAAUACGAGGAGGAGUAACAGUGAUGAUGAUGCGUUUCAGUUUCCGACUUGGUUACAGAGGAAACAAGUGUUCGCUUUGACUGGACACAACCCGCGAGGCGUGGAAGUCGAUCGAGCGAGAAACGAGCGAGCGAACGAAAAGUUGGAAGAGAAGAUAAAGAGGUUAAUCACGUCGAGAGGAAGCCAAGGAAAAGACCAGGCGAUGUAUUGGCCGUCGUUUGGGUUUUCCUCGGAGGAUGACUGGAGAGAAGACGGGUACGCGGUGGCGUUUUCGGAUGUGGACGCCACCGCGGAGAGCGACGUGGUACGGCUCGCGAAGGAGUUCGAACAAGGCGCGAUUUAUAAAUACAGAUGGAUUAACGACGAAAAAAGGAUGGAGAGGAAGACGGUUGGGGCGUUGAUGAUGGAAACGGAAGAAACGGGGUAA